Molecule: messenger RNA, 925 nt
Organism: Phlebotomus papatasi
Lineage: Eukaryota; Metazoa; Arthropoda; Insecta; Diptera; Psychodidae
Product: protein TIPIN homolog
Exons: 1
Coding region: 68-871 (267 amino acids)
Biological process (GO): replication fork arrest; DNA damage response; replication fork processing
Cellular component (GO): nucleus; replication fork protection complex
Molecular function (GO): DNA binding
Source: RefSeq, a predicted model, not a curated record
UCAACAUAACCUAUAAAAAAGGCGGGAUAUUGUGUUUUUUGUUGUGAUUUACUCCAGUAUCAAAAUAAUGUACGAAUUUGAGGAAAAUCCCAUAUCUACAGAGGAUAACUACGACGUGGAAGAUGGAGAUGACGAACAAGACCACGAUGAAAAAGAAAAUAAUGGAGAACUUCCGACAAAACCUUCAGAAGAUGGUGUGAAAGUUAAUCCCAAGAAGAAAGUCGUCAGAAAUCCCAGAGUCAACCUAAACACUGCAAAGUUAAAGGGUGAUCGUGGAUUACAUACCAUCGAGGAGUACUUUCGUGAUGUCAAAUACAAGGGAAAAGGGCACGAAGCAGAGAAUCUCAAUCUGAUCAUGCGAAAAAUCGAACAUUGGGGCCACAGAGUUUUUCCCCAAAUGCGCUUUGCCGACUUUGUGAAUCGCGUUGAGCAGUUGUGCCGCAAAAAUGACGUCCAGACGCAUAUGAGAAAGUACAAGAUGGGAACUCUGACACUAGAUAUUGCACCACUCAAUGAUGAACUGGAGGAAAGGCCAGGAGAUGAGCUUGCAGAGCCCAUAGAUGAUUUCGAUGCCUUGCUGUCUGAGCAAGUGGAAAUGCAGCGAAAUGUUUCAGCAAGACCAGAUGGAGCAGAGCCUUCCUUCAACUCUACCCUGGACUUCCCUUUCCGAGAGGAUUUGGGAGAUGUGUCACUUGGUGUUGCUGAAAUCCCUCCAACUCCUCCUCCAGUGCCCAAAAAUUUGACUGAUGAAGCAAAAGCGAGGAUUGCAGAGAAUCGAAGGGCAGCUUUAGAGCGUCUCCGUGCAAAACAAGCUGCUCAGGCUGCUGAAAGGACUGAAAUGUCCCAAGAAAUCUCAGAAAGUCCAGAAUAAUUUCUUUCAAAAUAGAAUAAAAAUGACCGUUAUGUUUAAAAAAACAUUCCGGAA